This is a messenger RNA of Apodemus sylvaticus (European woodmouse), 1216 nucleotides long. RefSeq names its product T-cell surface glycoprotein CD3 epsilon chain. The transcript has 8 exons. The record is from RefSeq and is a predicted model, not a curated record. Gene Ontology annotation, cellular component: membrane; alpha-beta T cell receptor complex; external side of plasma membrane. The coding region runs from base 159 to 722 and encodes 187 amino acids. Gene Ontology annotation, molecular function: transmembrane signaling receptor activity. Gene Ontology annotation, biological process: positive thymic T cell selection; cell surface receptor signaling pathway. NCBI's taxonomy places the organism in Eukaryota, Metazoa, Chordata, Mammalia, Rodentia, Muridae.
UCCAAGUGACGUGGAGCAGGCGGGCCCUGAGUCCCCUCUAUACUUCCUGUGUGGGGUUCAGACACCUGCCUCCCCUGCCUGCUUCUGGUGCCUUCUUCAGAAAUGAAGUAAUGAGCCGGCUGUGUCCGCCAUCUUAGUAGAGCGAGCACUCUGAGAGGAUGCGGUGGAACGCUUUCUGGGGCGUCCUGGGCCUCGGCCUUCUAGCAGUUGGCACUUACCAGGACGAUGCUGACGCUGAAUAUAAAGUCUCCAUCUCGGGAACCAGUGUAGAGUUGACAUGCCCUCUAGAGAAUGAAGACAACUUAAAAUGGGAAAAAAAUGACCAAUUACUGCCGAAGACCGAUAAGCACCUGGUGCUAGAGGAUUUCUCAGAAGUCGAGGGCAGCGGCUACUACGUCUGCUACACAGAAUCCUCAAGGAAAAACAAGUACCUGUACCUGAAAGCUAGAGUGUGUGAGAACUGUGUGGAGGUGGACCUGACUGCAGUCGCCAUAAUCAUCAUUGUUGACAUCUGUAUCACUCUGGGCUUGCUGAUGGUCGUUUAUUACUGGAGCAAGAAUCGGAAGGCCAAGGCCAAGCCUGUGACCAGAGGAAACGGUGCUGGUGGCAGGCCCAGAGGGCAAAACAAGGAGCGGCCACCACCUGUCCCCAACCCAGACUAUGAGCCCAUCCGCAAAGGCCAACGGGACCUGUAUUCUGGCCUGAAUCAGAGAGCAAUCUGACAGACAGGAGGGACACCGCCUUCCAUGGACCCAGAUCCAGCCCUCCAAGCUCCCUGCUAGCCCUUGUUCUCUGGACAAACUGCAGACUCCACAGCCUUGUUCUUCAGCCUCCUGGUGAACGCACGUUGGCUUCCUCUGCUAGAAGCCAGCACUGGGACAUCACUGACUCAACGUCCUUAGAAAUAGCAUGGCUGGUCAAAUUGUCACCCAGCCACCUUGGGGGGCGGGAGGGGGGAAUACUUUUUUUUUCAGCUUCUCUGCUGCCAUUCCUUGCCAGCUCCCCACUUCUUCACCAGUGUCACCUCUGCCUUCAAUCCCUUUGUCCCUCAUAGACAGCCCUUUCCUAUAGCUUUCUAGUGUAGCUGCCCCAUCCCUGCCAUAGGCGCCUCUCCAGGUAUCACCUUAGGUCCUUGGAUGGUCAUCUAUAUCUCCACAAAUAUACCAGGCCCCUCCCUGCUAAUGCAAAAAAGCAAUAAAGUGUAUUGGCUGGAAAA